Microthlaspi erraticum is the source of this 717-nucleotide messenger RNA. Lineage: Eukaryota; Viridiplantae; Streptophyta; Magnoliopsida; Brassicales; Brassicaceae. The record is from the annotation of a GenBank genome assembly.
AUGGAUCUUCAGGAGAUAGGAAUUCCGAUGUUAAUCGUAGACGUUCUUUGCAGGGCUUCGACGAGGAAAGCCUCGACUUCUGUUCCUGAGGGCGUUCCGGAGCAAGUGAUCGAGCUUGACUCUCCUCCUUCCUCGGACCAUGACGAGUCUUCCCAUCACGAUGAGAGUGCUUCUCAUCACGAUGAUGGUUUGAGGACUCCGGCGCGUGGUGGUUCGCCUUCUAAGGGGGAUGAGUUCCUCACCCCUGGUGGCGGCGUUCCCUCCUCUGACCGGCGUGAUCGUGGUGGUUUCGAAGGAGGGGAAUCAUCUCGGCGUCCAGGUGAGAAUGAUGAGGCGGUGUCUCGUCACUCGGAGGCGGGUGGUUUUGCUCCUGGCUCGAACCUCCAAAGGAUGGAUGCUUGCGGAGGGGCGACUUGGAUGUCUAAAGUUCAUCCCGGCUUGGGGAUUCCGCGUGAGGAGCUCACCUUUAGGACCGAUUUCGACGAAGCUGCUCAACAUCAUAUUAUGUCUGGCGGGAAGUUCACCGCGUUGGUCCAGAAGUACGAGACGGCGCUUCGGGCAGCUAAGGACGAAGCCUUUGUGUUGCGGCGAGAGCGGGAGAUGGCCAAGGAUGUCGAUACAAUGGUGGCUGAUUUGCAGCAGGAUAAACUGGCGCUUGAGUCGAAGGUCGCGGCGCUGAACAGGGAGAUAGUGAAGACUCUGGACUCCAGGAGGUAG